This is a messenger RNA of Cydia strobilella, 490 nucleotides long. Its product is annotated as lactose-binding lectin l-2-like. The record is from RefSeq and is a predicted model, not a curated record. The coding region runs from base 1 to 483 and encodes 160 amino acids. The transcript has 6 exons. Lineage: Eukaryota; Metazoa; Arthropoda; Insecta; Lepidoptera; Tortricidae.
AUGAGGUAUCUACUGGGUGCAUUGUUGCUGGCGUCUUCGGUGUUGUGUGAUCGUAAUGAUGUAGAAAACUCGAAAUUAGGUAGAAAAUAUAAGUUGGUGUACAAUGCAGCGACAUGGCAGGACGCUAAGCACACUUGUUUGAGCAACGGCGGCAAGCUUGCGGUUCCUAAAUCCCAGGAUGAAUUCAACGUGAUCCAAGGUCAGAUCCGGAAGAUGUAUUAUCCCAGCAUAAUCGGUUGGACUGGCAGCAGACUGCUGACGUGGGUCGGCAUCAGUAGCGUCGAGGAGCCAACGUGGAGGAAUGUGGACGGUGAGGACAUAGAAAAUACUGGUUUUUCGACGUGGGCUAUAGGGAACGGCGAGAAAAGUAGCAACCCUAAAGAGCCUCAUUGUGCUGUGAUGGACGCCGCCAGCCCUGGCCUACGAAGCUUCUGGUGCCACUACAAACAACCCUUCGUAUGCGAGUUUCAUCGCAACCCUUAAUGUAUAU